AUGGAGACAAACGAGCAACCAACGAUUAUCCGGAGACGUGAUUCAACUACUUCUACUAUUAGUUUGUGGGAUAAAUUGCCUGAAGUAAACUCUACGUUCGCUGAUAUUGCCAAUGAAGACGAUUUACUUGAUGAAAAUGAUGAUAGUGACAAUGAUUUUGAAAAUUCAAACGAUAUAAAUACUUUUUCCAGAUCUUUACAUGAACGUUCUGCAUCAAAUCCCAAUCUUCAAAGUACACAGCACACUACUCAUCUGUGGAUUUCUGAAGAGUAUAAUCAAGUUAAACUGAUCGUGCAUGAAAUGCAUGCUGACAAUGCUAAAAAAGAGCUCGAAAGCCAUUUAUCAAGUCGAGGUAAUCGAUGGAUAGCGAAUGCAGACGAACAUUUUCGUUCAUGGCAUUUUGGUCUAUCAUUCAUAUGUUUUCAACUGGAACGUUCACGUUCGAUUGAUAUAAUGAGACUUGUAUCUGUCCGACAUUUUCCUUUUUGGCUCAGGUUUACAAAUGGUAUACAAUGUCAAAGACGUAUUAAAUCAAAAUCUGAAGGCAUUAAACGAAUUCAUUAUGGAUGUUCACCAUCUUAUCGUGCUUCCCUUCGCUAUGGCGCAUUGACUAAAAUGAACGAAUUCCAGUAUUCGUGGGAACAUUCAUGGUCAAAUCAGCCAAAAUCGGGAUGGUCACUCCAUAUAAACAAUGAUUAUUCGAGUGGAUCUGUCGAAUGGAUAAUGGAAAGAUCGCAAGAACGUAGCAAAAAAAAACUAUUGGCAAUGAAUAUUGAUCAUGCCGUCAUUAUUCAUUUGUUACCAGACGGAUUUGCAAUGUAUAUUUGUCAGACAUGUAAUAUGAAUGAAUUUAGUGCCAGGGAAAAAACCAACAAUGUCGUUAGAAAACAGCCUUUUCCUUUGACUCCUCAUCACGAUAGGGGUCCAUUGAGACCAUCAUUUACAGAUAAUCAAUCUUCACGAAGACCUAAGUAUGAAAAAUAUAAACGUUCCAGUGUGCAGAAUGGAGUCUAUUUUUCGACUGUUCAAUUCGAGCUUCGUAUCGAUCCAGAUCAUUUAACGAAUGAAAACGCUCAAAAUACAGUUCGUCAAACGUAUAAACUACUCACUGAAUUUUUCAGUUCACGUAAUAUCACUAUUUGUCAUGCUGAAAUUAACGCAUUGCAAGGUCCAGAAGUCAAUCCAUUUCCUACUCUCAGAUUGCCGACUCUUAUCAUGAAAUAUGCAUGGCAAAUGCUCAUAAAUAUUGGCUAUCGUUUACAAAUUCAAAUAGACCAACAAUUUUGUAAUAAUCUAUGUCAAUUAAGUAGAGAAAAAGAUAAUGCUGAUGAUUUAUUUUAUCGUGUCUGUGUUUAUCUUUCGCGUUUAUUUGCACUUGAACCUUUUGUCAAUUUAUCGGAUAAAUUACAUGAUGCUGUAACUGAAUCGAAACGUAAAAGAGAUGAUAGUGCUUUUGGAUUGAUCAGUAGUUUGGAUGUACAGAGCAAUACCGAAACCUACGUACCAUCGAUAACAUUAACACCAACAGCUUUCCGAAUAAAACCACUGAAAUUGUGUCGAACGAAUCGGGUUCUUCGAGAAAAACAAGAAUUUGGUAAAGCAUUGGAAAAUUUUGCCCUUGUCGAAAUUCGUGAUGAAAAUGGUCGACCAUUACAGUCAUUUCAUUUUCGAGAUUUACAUCGUUUCUUUUUGGAAUAUAUGCAAAAAGGUUUUACUUUAAUGGAUAGUAAUCGAUGUUAUCAAUACUUGCAUCACUCAAAAUCACAAUUACGUGCCAGUCAAUUUUGGUUUUAUCAUCAUGAACCAGGAUUAAAUCGAUCAUUGGAAGAAGCUUAUAAAUGGAUGGGCACAUUUGACACAAAAGGAAAUGUUGCAAAAUGCGCUACUCGUAUAGCUCUAUGUUUUUCAACAACCACUCCUACUAUUAAUAUCGAUAAGAAAAAUGUUCACUACAUUCCUGACAUCAAAACAAAGGAUGGUAAAUUGACAUUCACUGAUGGAUGUGGUACUAUGUCAGAACAAUUACGAAAUGAUAUUCAGAAAGCACUUGGCAAACGAUGCUUCAGUGCUGUGCAAUUCCGAUAUGCAGGUUUUAAAGGUGUUGUCAGUGUCGAGCCACAUCUGGGAUCAGGUUAUCAUCUAUGUAUUUGUGAUAGUAUGAUUAAAUUCGAGAGUGAACAUCAAUGCUUCGAAGUAUGUAAAAUUUCUGCACCUCGAUCACUUUAUCUUAAUCGGCAAGUCAUUCUUCUUUUAUCGUAUCGACAAAUACCUGAUGCUAAUUUUCUUAUUCUUCAACAACGAAAUCAUUUGAGCCUUAUUCAGGCUUUGUUAAGAAACGAUUAUGCUAGAAAUUUACUUGACGAAAAAUUACCAUACUGGUUUUUGCCUAAUGGUGCAGAAAUUGACUUUGUUCGCGAACCAUUCUUUCGACAACUAGUUAUAGCUGCGUGUCUUAAUUCAGUACAAGAUCUACUUCGGCGAACACGUAUUCGUGUUCCACGCAAUAAAGCUAGAAAUAUGUUUGGUAUUAUAGAUGAGUAUAAUGUGUUAAAACCGGAUGAAGUUUUUAUUCAAUACACUCAACUUAAUGAUCGUGACAAUAAAGAUGGGAGUGGCAUAUAUCAAAAAACAAGUAUUAUUGACAAUUGUAAGGUUGUUAUCACAAAAAAUCCUUGUCAUCAUCCGGGUGGCAUUCGAACAUUUACUGCUGUCAAGCAUGAAGUAUUGAAACAUCUUAAAGAUGUCAUUGUCUUUUCACAGCAAGGCGACUGUCCAGCACCUCAUCAGAUCAGUGGAUCUGACCUCGACGGUGAUGAAUAUGCAGUGAUAUGGCAUGAAGAUCUUGUUCCAACUCAAAGUCAUAAUGCUGUACCAUAUGAUUAUGAUUCGCAGAACAUAUUGCAAGUACUCUCACGAUCCAUUCACCGUGAAGACAUUAUGGAUAUUGUAUUGAAAAUAACUGAGAGUGAUUAUUUAGGACGAUUAGCUAAUUUAGAGUUGGCAUAUGU
Rotaria sp. Silwood2 is the source of this 3008-nucleotide messenger RNA. Lineage: Eukaryota; Metazoa; Rotifera; Eurotatoria; Philodinida; Philodinidae. The record is from the annotation of a GenBank genome assembly.